Cucumis sativus (cucumber) is the source of this 2068-nucleotide messenger RNA. Its product is annotated as kinesin-like protein KIN-1. The transcript has 16 exons. Gene Ontology annotation, biological process: microtubule-based movement; mitotic spindle organization. Bases 444 to 1886 code for a protein of 480 amino acids. Gene Ontology annotation, molecular function: microtubule motor activity; ATP binding; microtubule binding. Lineage: Eukaryota; Viridiplantae; Streptophyta; Magnoliopsida; Cucurbitales; Cucurbitaceae. The record is from RefSeq and is a predicted model, not a curated record.
CCGACCCGAACUUGCAUUUCCCGCCAAACAAACGAAAGAUCAGACGUUCAUCUUCAUCGCCUCCUCCUCUCUACUCUCUCUUUUUUGGUAGCCGAUGUAUUUCUCAGAGACGUAGAAAGAAAAAACCGGCAAUCACUCUUCUCAACUACUCCAAAUCGGCACAUUGUGAUGCACAAUUUGCUUAUCAUUUCAAAUACUAACUUGAUUCAAAUGCUUCUGCAGUUGUUGCUUUUUCUUCAAUGAAUUUUAUAAAGCAUUACGAAUUUACAAAGUCCUCUGCACCCUAUUUGAUUGCUUGAAAACGCAUCAACCUUAAAGAUUCCGGAAAUCGAGGCUCACAUUUUUAGUUUCUCCGAGAUUUCGAAUAUAAACUCGAAACUGUAAACUGAAACACUGAGAGGACCGCUCCGUUUGCAUGCAGAUUCCACUUCUAAUUCUGUACAAUGUCGAACAUAACUGUUUGCGCUCGAUUUCGGCCAUUAAGUUCAAAGGAAAGACGAGAUCAUGGAGAUGCAUUGUGCAUUCAAUAUGUGGACUCUGAGACAUUCAUUUUUAAGGAUGAGAAGGCUGAAGAACUUACAUUUAGCUUUGAUAGAGUUUUCUACGAUAAAUCUGAGCAAAUUGAUGUCUACCGGCAUCUUGCUCAGCCAAUUGUACAAGAUGCUCUUAAUGCUAUCAAUGGGACAAUUAUCACCUUUGGACAGACUGGAGCCGGAAAGACCUAUAGUAUGGAGGGGCCUGGUGUACUUGAAUGUGACGCAGUAAAGAAGGGUUUACUUUCUAGAGUGGUAGAAGGCAUUUUUGAGUGUACUAAAUCUUCUGAUGACACGAGCAAGUACUCAAUCAAGUUGUCUAUGGUUGAAAUCUACAUGGAGAAAGUGAGGGAUCUUUUUGACUUAUCAAGGGAGAACAUACAAAUCAAGGAGACUAAAGCACAAGGGAUAAUGUUACAUGGGAUGAUGGAGAUGGCCAUAAAGGACCCUCAAGAAGCAUUGCUGACCUUAUCUAAAGGAAUAGCCAACCGAGCAGUAGGAGAGACCCAAAUGAACAUCGCCAGUAGUAGGAGCCACUGUAUUUACAUGUUCACUAUUCAGCAAGAAUCAGCCAAGGACAAGAGGGCCAGAACUGGAAAAUUGAAUCUAGUGGACUUGGCAGGGUCUGAAAAAGUGGAAAAAACUGGUGCUGAGGGGAGAGUUCUUGAAGAAGCCAAGUCCAUUAACAGAUCGCUUUCAGCUCUCGGGAAUGUAAUAAAUGCUCUAACAUGUGGACCAACGGGGAGAGGAAACCACAUCCCAUAUCGUGAUUCUAAGUUGACACGGAUUCUACAAGAUGCACUUGGAGGGAACUCACGUACUGCUUUAUUGUGUUGCUGCUCACCCAGUCCGACAAACUCCUCUGAGAUUCUCUCAACCCUUCGAUUUGGUGCAAGGGCAAAGCAUAUAAAGGCUUCUCCUCUUGUCGCAAUUGAGGAUAAAUGUAUCAGAGAACUUGAAGUUUUCACUCCAAUCAAAAGGGAAUCACGUGACAAACUUCUAAAUGAGUUGCAGGAGAGCUUGGAUAUUGAGCAUGUUCAAAAACUUGAGGAGCUGUUCAUACAAGAAGGAAUUCUUUUUGAUCCUUGCUCCAUUGAAGAAUCGGAAUUGGCCUAUGAAGAUGUUACUUCACAAACUAUUUCUUCCUUGCAGCUAGCUUUGGAAGAACUCUUGAGGACCAUUGGAGAGCUUAAGAAAGAGAAUGAGAAGCUGAUGAGAAGAUUAUCAGCAGCUGAACUCAAUCAUCACCCCAUCUCUAACUCCAGCUUACUGCUUACUAUUUCUUCCAUUUUUUGUCUCUUUACGGAUUGCUUAAAAUCUCUUUUCCAUUUCCCAAUCAACCAUUAUAAUUAGUUUCAAAUUCAAAACCAACUAUUUUGUUUUUUUUUUACUCCAACAAAAUAAAUUAGUCUUGCAGAAUUAUAAAUUUCGAGUUUGAACAUUGUAGCAAUUCCAUUUCUUCUGGCUCUAUUCUUUACAUUACAUUGGAGACACUAAGAUAUCAAAGUGAUUCGAAUAUUUUUAGUGGACUUUCA